CAUCCGGGGCCAGAGCCUCACUCGAGAAAUCCAGUCCUGAUUUCUCUUCUCUCGCAGGUGAUUGUGGAAAAAGUCUCUGGCUCUCAGAUUGUUGACAUUGACAAACGGAAGUACCUGGUUCCAUCUGACAUCACUGUGGCUCAGUUCAUGUGGAUCAUCAGGAAAAGGAUCCAACUUCCUUCUGAGAAGGCAAUCUUCCUCUUUGUGGACAAGACAGUCCCACAGUCCAGCCUUACUAUGGGACAGCUUUACGAGAAGGAGAGAGAUGAAGACGGAUUCUUGUAUGUGGCCUACAGCGGAGAGAACACGUUUGGCUUCUGAGGGCCAGCGCGGGGCUAGGUGCACCAUUCCUGUUUGUGGAUCUUGUAAAUAGCCAGCCGUUUUCAGUUACUACACAGACCCUUUCGACAUAGACCGAUUAGUGCAUUUGUAACUGGAUUUAUUUCUUAAUAUAUUGGAAGGUUUUGUUCCUUAGAUAGUAAAUUAUCAGAGUUUAUUUUGAGUUUUUCUUUUUGUGCAUUGUGCUCAUGGCUCUAAGCCCCAGGGAACUAUUCCUCUGGGAACCAUAUUUAAUGAAAAUAUUUCCACAUUGAAGUGAAGUAGGUGAGGUAUUAAGGUGACAGAGAGGGAGAUGACACAUUGGUUCUGGAUUAUGUCUGAAGUGUUAGAUAGCUAAGUAUUAAAAGCAUCCAGAUAAAUCCUUAGCAAUCAGAACACUUGCUUCACUAGAUUUUUGCCAACUGCCAAUCAUGUUGGACUGAGCUAAUCUGUUCCUCUUUCUGAAACUUAAGGUAAAUGAUUAACAAUAAAACUUCUCUUGCGAAGGCA
Messenger RNA from Echinops telfairi (small Madagascar hedgehog), 828 nucleotides. RefSeq names its product GABA type A receptor associated protein like 2 (gene GABARAPL2). The annotation marks the transcript as partial. The transcript has 2 exons. Gene Ontology annotation, cellular component: cytosol; autophagosome; autophagosome membrane. The record is from RefSeq and is a predicted model, not a curated record. Gene Ontology annotation, molecular function: ubiquitin protein ligase binding. Lineage: Eukaryota; Metazoa; Chordata; Mammalia; Afrosoricida; Tenrecidae. Gene Ontology annotation, biological process: autophagy of mitochondrion; macroautophagy; autophagosome assembly.